This is a messenger RNA of Ilex paraguariensis (yerba mate), 2770 nucleotides long. NCBI's taxonomy places the organism in Eukaryota, Viridiplantae, Streptophyta, Magnoliopsida, Aquifoliales, Aquifoliaceae. The record is from the annotation of a GenBank genome assembly.
AGCUCUCCAUCUUCCCCGAAACAGGUCACCAAAGAUGGUGGUGACGGACUUCUUCGCCGGCGAAAUCGCCACCGAGCUCCUCAAGAUGCUCGUAAGCAUCUCAAGGAAAUCAAUGUUCUGCAAGUCCAGUGCCGAACAACUCAUCACUUCUAUAGAAGAACUCCAACCUAUCAUCCACGAAAUCAAAUACACCGGCGUGGAACUUCCGGCGUUUCGCCAGCGUCAAAUCGAUACUCUCUCCGAAACGCUCCGUAAUGGACUUGAGGUCGCCGGAAAAGUCCUCAAUUCCGGCCGCUGGAACGUGUACAAGAACUUACAGCUAGCGAGAAAGAUGGAGAAGCUCGAAAAGAAUAUUUCAAGGUUCUUGCAAACUACUGUGCAAGCUCAUGUGUUGGCUGAUGUGCAUCAUCUAAGGUUCGAUUCGGCGGAGAGGUUUGAUCAGCUUGAGGGUUCGGCUCGGAGGUUGGAGCAGCGGCUUGGAGCGAUGAAGAUGGGGGUUCAUGAGGGAGGGUGGUUGGAGGAGGCGAUGAAGAGGGUGGAGGAAGAAGAGAGGUGGUACGAGGGUGGUUUGGUAAAUUUGGGUGUGGGGGCAGGGAUGGAGAUGGCGAAGAGGAAGGUGAAGGAGAUGGUGAUUGGGAGGGACGAUUUGGGUGUUGUUGGGAUUUGUGGGAUUAGUGGAAGUGGAAAGACUACUUUGGCCAGGGAGAUUUGUAGAGACAAUCAAAUUCGCAGUUACUUCAGCAACAGAAUUUUUUUCUUUACUGUAUCUCAAUCUCCAAAUGUAGAGCAGUUAAGGCUAAAGAUAUGGAGAAUGAUAUCAGGGAAUUGUAUUGAUGAUUGCAGUGGUUUGAUUCCCCAAUGGCCACUAAAAUAUGAUUUGAAGACCGUUAUGCGAACACUUGUUGUUCUUGAUGAUGUUUGGUCUCUCUCAGUGGUGGAACAGCUUAUUUCCAGAGUUCCCGGAUGCAAAACGCUCGUGGUUUCACGAUUCAAGUUCCCCUUAUCAGUCAUAAAAUGCACCUAUGAGUUGGAGUUAUUGAGGGAAGAUGAGGCCAUGACCCUGUUCUGCCACUUUGCUUUUGGACAAAAAUCCAUUCCUCUUGGUGCUAAUGAAAAAUUAGUCAAACAGGUUGCAGAUGAGUGCAAAGGGCUUCCAUUGGCUCUUAAAGUGAUUGGAGCUUCCCUCAGGGACCAGCCUGAAAUGUUUUGGACAAGCGCAAAGAAUAGACUCUCGCAAGGCCAACCUAUUUGUGAGUCCCACGAAAUCCAAUUGCUCGAACGGAUGAAGUUGAGUAUUGAUUACUUGCCAGAGAAGGUUAGGGAGUGUUUCUUGGACUUGGGUUCCUUUCCAGAGGAUAAAAAGAUACCUCUGGAUGUUCUUAUAAACAUGUGGGUAGAACUGCAUGACAUUAAAGAAGAAGAAGCUUUUGCAAUUUUGAAAGAGCUUACGGACAAAAAUCUCAUCACCCUGGUGAAAGAUGCACGUGUCGGAGAUAUGUAUAGCAGUUACUACGAGAUCUCGGUCUCUCAGCAUGAUGUGUUGAGAGACCUUGCAAUUCAUUUGAGCAAUUGUGAGGACGUAAACCAGAGAAGGCGAUUGCUCAUGCCAAGGAGAGAGACUGAGCUCCCAAAAGCAUGGGAGAGGAAUAUGGAUAAGCCAUUCAAUGCCCAGAUUGUCUCGGUGCAUACAGGUGAAAUGAGAGAGAUGGACUGGUUCAGUAUGGAAUUCCCCAAGGCUGAAGUACUCAUCUUGAAUUUUUCCUCAAGCGAAUACUUCUUACCACCCUUUAUUAGUGACAUGCCCAAGCUUAGGGCACUAAUUCUAAUUAACUAUGGCAACUCCACCGCAGUCCUCCACAACUCAUCUGUUUUUGCUGAUUUGACCAACUUGAGAAGCCUCUGGUUUGAAAAGAUAGCAGUACCUCAAUUACCUGAAACUACUAUACCCCUCAAGAACUUGCGGAAAAUAUCUCUUGUUCUAUGCAAGAUUGAUAAUAGCCUCGAUCAGUCAGCAAUAGACCUGCCCUAUCUCUUCCCCCGACUCUCAGAGCUAACGAUGGAUCACUGCAUCCACUUGAGUGAGCUGCCUUCAAGCAUUUGCCGGAUGAACACACUCAAGAGCCUGAGUGUCACCAACUGUGACAGUCUCCAUGAACUGCCAGCCGAUUUGGGUAAAUUGAAAUUUCUACACAUCUUAAGAAUAUAUGCUUGCCCAAAUUUGGAAAAACUACCCCCUGGGAUUGGUGACCUUGUCUGGUUAAAAUACCUGGACAUUUCUCAAUGUGUACAUUUAAGAUGCCUUCCCGAUAGGAUUGGUGGAUGUACAAGUCUCGAGAAGAUUGACAUGAGGGAGUGUCCACAGAUUAGGAAUCUCCCAAAGUCUGUGGUGUCACUGCAAUUCUUGCGUCGUGUAAUUUGCGACGAAGGGGUCUUUUGGCAGUGGAAGGAUAUGGAGAAAGCUAUUCCAAAUCUUCAUGUUCAGGUUGCAGAGGAAAGCUUUAAUCUGGACUGGCUGGCUGAGUAAUGGUUGUAUAAAUAUUUCAUUUCACACAUUUCUUUGCAGGUAUUAGUUGUAAAUUAAUGUAAGGAGAAAGGGGAGAAGGUUCAUAUGUAGUUCAUCAAUUGAAUUUCUAGAUUCAAUUUGGGUAAGAGGAAACUAGUAUAACUCAUUAAUAGAUUCUUUUCUUUUUAGUUCAAUGGUGAGAGAGACUUGACUAAUCCCUUCCCGUUCGGUCAAGACAGGCCAUCCAUGCACGUCUACAUGACUCCG